Messenger RNA from Microthlaspi erraticum, 726 nucleotides. NCBI's taxonomy places the organism in Eukaryota, Viridiplantae, Streptophyta, Magnoliopsida, Brassicales, Brassicaceae. The record is from the annotation of a GenBank genome assembly.
AUGAAUCGCAGUGACUCCGAGUGGGCAUUCCAUCGCUUCAUACAAGAAUCCUCGGCCAGUGCCGGAGAAGCUGCGACGGCGUGUGACGUUUUCGUUUCCGUAUCCGGACCUCCUUCUCCGAAUGUUCCGGUCGUUUCCGAACUCCGAAGAGGAGCUUUCAUCAAACCUCAGGAUACCUCUGUUAGAUCUGAGAAUGGUGGAGCCUAUACAUCCAGUACAUCGGAGCAAGGCCCUCUAGCUUCUUCCAAAGGAAUUCUUGAAGAAAUGGCUCAUGCUAAUGGAAUCAAUCUGUAUGUUUUUGCAUUUGUAGCUACACCAGUGGUGAGCAGUGCUAUAACAAGUGGAUCUGAGCUCUCUGGUGAUGACGAAGAAGCUGAUGGUGAAACAAAUAUGAAUCCGACCAAUGUUAAGCGUGUGAGGAGGAUGCUCUCUAACAGAGAAUCAGCUAGACGUUCCAGAAGAAGAAAGCAAGCACACCUGACUACCGGAACCUCACUUAUCAUGGAGAAUUCGAAGCUCUUGAAUGGGUCUCUCACUGACGUAACUCAUACAUUCAACGACGCAGCUGUAGAAAACAGAGUUUCUCUUCCGCUGUCAUCAUCUCGCUCUUCCUUCUUCUCCACUUGCUUCACAGUGACGAGUGACGACCCGACUAAGUACUCCUUCUCUGGUGGCGAUUGGACCCCAGAAUCCGACCAGAGCCAACGAGAAAGCGACUCGCCCUGA